Molecule: messenger RNA, 1239 nt
Organism: Trypanosoma grayi
Lineage: Eukaryota; Euglenozoa; Kinetoplastea; Trypanosomatida; Trypanosomatidae
Exons: 1
Source: RefSeq, a predicted model, not a curated record
AUGAGUGUCGACCACGCUGGGUGUGUGGUGAUGAAUGCAGACGGGCCUGCUGCAGCGGCCCGCUUCGAGGGUGGCAGCGGCAUUGCCAACAACAGCAGCAGCACCAGCAGCAGCAAUGGUGAUGACGACGGCAGUGUCGCGGCAGUGUUUAGGCGGCAUCGGUUCCCGUUCGAUGCCCCUGCGGUGGAGCGGCUCUUUUGCGUUACUGCACAGUUGCUGAUGCCGCUCGAGGAGGAGGUGAAGGAGAGUGCUGCGCACCUUGGGGCUGCUGCUGCAAGCACCCCCGCCAGCAGUGGCAACAACGGGAAGAAUAGUGCAGGCGAUGAUACGGAGGACGCAUCGAUGUUGUUGCAGGCCCUUCUGCAGCGGCGCCGUGAAAUGCAGCGGCGCCUCGCCGAGCAACGCAGGUUGCAGGCGAUGGUGGCGCAGCUGCGCGAAGAGAAGGAGGCGUUGGAACAACGUGGCCUUGCGGGAUUGGUGCGUGCCGCGCAGCAGGUGUUCCACACCCAAGUUUGUGCGUCUGCCUCAACACAACCGACUGCGACAAGGGUGGGCGACCGUAUGGAUGCGCACGUCUCGGGUUCCGGCGCGGACUUGCAGCAUCAGCAGCGCACGGGAGGACCAGCAGCAGCGCGUCCCAUGUCCGCGCAGAGCCGGCGGGAGGCGGAGUACCUUUUGCACGUGCUGCAGGCCGCCCACCACGAGGCGCAGCGGUGGCAAGACCGCUGUGCGGUGCUGCAGGCUGAACUAGGCACCACGGAGUCGCAGAGACAGCAGCAGCAGCAACGGCUUGUGGAGCUUGGUGCGGAGCUGGACGCCCUGCGCCUGGCGUUGGAGGAGGAGCAGCGGGACAAGUUGGCGCUGCAGCAUGAACUCCAUUAUAUCUGUCGCCUCGAGGAUACAGCGGCACAGCACCAUCAAGUCCACAGGCAAGAAGAAGAAGAACAACAACAACAACAGCAGCAAGAGCAAGAGCACGAGGACGAACAAGGUGAGGAGGAGGAGGUGGUGGUGGCAGCCGUUUGCUUGAUUCCUGACGGCGCGGAGAGUCACGGCAACGCGGACAAGGAUGUGCCCUCUGCGGCGAGACGCGUGCCGAUGUCCCCGUCCCCGAAGGUCCCCGCCUUCUCGCCGGUCGCCUUCGCUGCGUUUUCGCCACGCGAAAGUGACUUGGAGCGACUGGCCCGCGAGGACGCGGUGGCAGCGCCGCUGCUGCCGGAAGCGGCACGGCGCGGCAGU